AUGGCCAAGGCACAGCGCGCGAAGCGCAACGGGUCGGCGCCCAGCUCGCCAUACCAGAAGCCGGCCGCCGCGAAAAAGGCUCCAAUCUUCAAGUUCAACACCAAGAUCGGCCAGCAUAUUCUCAAAAACCCCGCCAUCGCCGAUGCCAUCGUGGCCAAGGCCCACAUCCAACCCGUCGAGACCGUGCUCGAGAUCGGCCCCGGUACCGGUGUUUUAACGACGAGGAUAUUAGACCAUGCCAAGAACGUGAUUGCCGUCGAGCUCGACCCGAGGAUGGCGGCGGAGCUUUCGUGUGUGGUGCAGGGGACGCCAAAGCAGCAGAAGCUGCAGAUCGUGCUGGGAGAUUUCAUCAAGCUCGAGUCGUCGGAGCUCAAGCCGUUCGAUGUCUGCAUCAGCAACACGCCCUACCAGCGCGAAUUCGCCCUCCGACUGAUCGCGCGGCCGGGCGACUCCCUGUACUCGCGAUUAUCCGUCAACACGCAAUUCUUCUCCAAGGUCUCGCACGUAAUGAAGGUGAGCAAGAAGAACUUCACGCCGCCCCCGCAGGUGGAGUCGAGCGUGGUCAGGAUAGAGCCGCGCACGGACAGGCCCAACAUCAGCUGGGACGAGUGGGACGGCAUGCUGCGCGUGUGCUUCAUGCGGAAGAAUAAGACGCUCAAGGCGACGUGGACGGGGAACAAGGUGCGGGCCAUGGUGGAGCAGAAUUGGAUCACCUGGGCCACCAUCAACACGGAGGCCGUGUCCGAGAAGGACUGGAAGGUACUUCGCGGGGAGGAAUCGGUUGACGACCAGGCUGCGGGCGAAGAGGCGGACGCCAUGGAUGAGGAUGGUGAUGAGGACAUGGGUGGCGGCAACGUGAGUGGUGGUGACGAGCCAGACGCGGAGGAGGACAACACCACCCUCCGGAGGCUGGCGGGCAUCAAGCUGAACAAGGGGCUUAUCGCCGCCAAGAUCCGACGCGUGCUCGACUCGACGGGGCUGGGGAGCCAGCGUGCGGCCAAGUGCGACGAGACGGACUUUUGCACCUCUUGA
Molecule: messenger RNA, 1032 nt
Organism: Parascedosporium putredinis
Lineage: Eukaryota; Fungi; Ascomycota; Sordariomycetes; Microascales; Microascaceae
Source: the annotation of a GenBank genome assembly